CUCGCUGUCUGCUGCGAAGGAAAAGGCAACAAGGAGGAAGAGCAAUGGCGCCACAGUAUCGCCGAGCACACACACUGGACACAUUCACCUGUCUUUACAGCACACUCACUACUUAACUCAGAAACUCCUGGGAAGCAGCUUUUGAACUGGAGGUUGCUGAUCAAACUCUGUAAAGGAGAUAUGCUCUUGUAUGGUCUCUUCCCAACUCAUGAGGAUUUCAAACCCGUCAUUUGCAAUGUCUGCAACAAAGCCGUUACAGCCUCAGGACUCAUUACGGUAGUUGGGGAAUAGAACAGUGAGUAGAGAGGAGCGGACGCUACCCAAAUCCCCUCAGAGCCAUGCAUAGCAAAAACCAGAGGAGGCAGUGCUUGCCCAGCAGCUCCAGAACCCCUUUGGUUCCUGUCAAGGGUAAGAUAUCUGUGGGUCAGAGUGAGGUGGAGCCGCUGCCUUUCCGGAUCCCUCGUGAUUAUCCCCACUCCCGCUUCAGCAAGGCACCGCUGGCGGUCUACCCGCCCAAGGGAGCACGAGCCAAGGCCUGUGUUUCCUUACCUGUGGUCAGUCUGGAAAAGAUGCCGUGCUUCAACAGAUCGGAGAGUGCGCACAUUAAAGUCAACUCCACUUCUCCUGUGGCAGGUUCUUCUCUUUCAUUCUCUUUUUCCUCUUCCUCAUCUUCCUCUCCAUCGUCUACUCCUCUCAGUUCCUUCAUGACAUCACCAGCAUCACACAAGAACCAGGAGAAAACCGUAAACGGUCGUGGUCCUGGGACUCCUCGCUCCAUUACGCCUCCAUCGCUGACUGACAGGCGGCCCAGCCCGUCGCGGUCACCCUUGGAGAAACAACCUGCCCCCUCUCCCUCCUCACAGGAGAGGAGACCCGCAGCCUCCACGUCUCCAUCCUUAUUGGACAGGAGGCCGAUAGUCCCGCCCUCUCCCCCAGACAGGAAGCAUCAGAUUGGAGCCAAAGGCGGGAGACACAGGAGAGUGUCAGGGAGAGUCUUUGAUCCUAACAAACACUGUGGAGUUUUGGACCAAGAAACAAAGCGGCCUUGCACUCGUUCUUUAACCUGUAAGACUCACUCGCUGACCUAUCGGCGAGCCGUUCCAGGACGGAGAAAAGAUUUUGACAUUCUUCUUGCUGAGCACAAGGGGUGUGUGAAGGAGAAGGAGGUGGGGCAAAAGAAGGAAGUUCAAGCCGGUAGCCAAUCAGUGCAGGUGACACAGUCACAUGAGACUGCACCCAGCCUAUCCGCAAGCUGUCCAAAUGGCAAGACCACACCCAAUCUGAAAUUGCGGCUGGCCAGUUCUCACAUACACAGAGUGUCUGGUAGCAGUCCUGUGGUUCUCAGCUCGACACCUGUACCUCCUCCGCCUGAAACCGCACCCAGCUGGCAGAGAUGCAGCGGAGAUGCCCAUCUGUCCAGCGACGAGGGAGAGACAGAUCUCUCCGAGGAGUCAGAGAAGCCAUCGUGGCAUUACUCGACACAUCACCCUCGACCCAUGAGUUGUUGUGCGUUCAGCAGUCGUAUGAUGGGGAGGGGUCACUAUUUGUUCGACAGACGGUGGGACCGUGUAAGGCUGGCGCUCCACUGCAUGGUAGAAAAACACGUCAACUCUCUGAUGUGGAGGAAAGUCCCCCUGGCGGUGGAGAGCAUGACUGCUGCUUCCCCCUGCCCCUCUGAGGUGUCUCCGCUUGGCUCACCGUUUCUCCCCAGCCACACGCUCAUGGCUUCUCUUGACGGGAUGUCCAUGCUCCCCUACUCCUCCUCUUUACCGCACAACGGCUCUGGGGUCUUCGGUAUCAGGGACACCGAGCCGGGGCCUAAACAGCAGCUGACGAAACCGGCCAAGCCACUCAAAGCCUCACGGGAAGGACCGGGACCCAAAAAACGGAAACUGCCCCUCAAUUCUGAGUCUGGGGCUUACCGGAAAAACUGUGGGAACAGCUACCAUCUGCCACUGGGUGCACCACACAUCAGUAACGGAACCGCAGCCCUUAGCGUGCGGGCGAAGCCGCGGCCUGGCGGACAAGGCCCGAGGGACCAGGACAGGUACGGAGGUGUGGAGCUGUCUCUCACUCAGGCACUCACCGGGGAUCACGGGGCCGUCUCGUCACAGAGUCCUCUGCCAUACGGCUCAUCUGGUGGGAGGAAACGCAAGAGUUUUGGAUCAAGUGCGGGCAGCGACAAACCCAGUAAAACCACCAAAUCAACAGCACUGGACACAAUAUUCAGGAAAAGCAGCAGCAGUCUGUUGUCGUCGGUCACGGAAACACCCCACGGCGCCCUCUCUAGACAGCCCAAGGUACUUCACUGAUGCUGGGGGACGUCUUUUGCAAAUCAUGUGGUUCUUUUCAGGCUGUAGGACACUGGAAACGCCGAGCACUGUGUCUGUCCUGCACGCUACACUUCAGUUACAUCAUGUGCAUUCUCAUCUCCUACAGGGCUUUCUUUUGUACUGCACCCCAUUAGGAAUAAACUACAGAUUUACAAGAAAAAAAAAAAAAUUCCUCUCAAUGUAGGCCCAUCCUGUAAAUAGAAAUGACAAUAUUUCAUGAACUGCAGUGUCACGCACAUUCAGAUUUUGUCUUGUUCACAACAAACACGUCUCAGACAUUCAGCGAUGCGCGUAUGGAGUUUUAUUUUUCUUCGCAUUUAAACGGGGAAUCGUUAGUUAGCGACAGUAUGGAGGAAAAGUCUUCAGACUCAACUAUAUCUCUCUAAAGUGCACUUAAUUUCAUGCCUGAGGAGGAGAAUCAAGUUUCAACCAAGGGAAUAUUUGCAAGACGUUUUUUUGGCAAGCUGUAUUUUUUUUUAACAUUGGAUGAAUUCAGGUUUUUGAGUGUUUUGUUUUACGAGGAAUAUAAAGGACUCGCACCCCAAUUGUAAAGCAACUUAACCGAUGAUUAAUUUUGUAUAAUAAUUUAUGGUUCUUUAUUAAUUUUCUAACUGGCCUAAAUAGCGCUUCACAUGUUGAGCAGAAGUAUAUUUGUAUGCCAUUUUAAAUGUUUAAAGUAUUAUAGAGACCCUAUUGUUGGAAAUGUGUACAUAUCUUUUAUUAUAAAUGUUUCUUUUUGUUUUAUUUAUUGUUAGUAUCUUUGAGGUCAAAUGAUCUUCCUUAAGUCAUAUGCAUAUUCAUAAAUCUACAGAUGGUUUGUUAUGAAAGGGCCUUGCAUACCUUAUAUUUGUUUAUUUUAUACUCUAAUGUUUACUAACUGAAAUGAUAUACCCUCUGCUUUAAACUGCAGGAUCCCAGUCUACCAGGACUUUUCUAGAGGAAAGGUACAGUUGCAGUGAGGCAUACUGGCAAUCAGCACAGGUCUGUAGCCUGGAGGUUGCCAAUUUUGUUUAAUUAGGGUCAUGCGUGCACCUUCUCAAGGAGUUAACGGAGAAAUGUUUGCUAUUGGUCAGCUGGGUGUAAUGGCAUAACUUGCCUUUGCCAUUCAUUCUUAAUAUACUGUAUGUUCCUGGUUUUUGUGUGCACAAUUCAUGUGCAUUUUAUUCCAAUGCAAAUAACAUUUGUCGUAACUUGACCCGCCUUUGAAACAACCUUUCGGCUUUUUUUUCAGCUGAUGUCACCUAGUGCAAAGACAUCACACUCCGUGAUCUCAAAAACCCAGCGUUUGUUUGCUGUGACCGCUUUUUAGCCACAUAAACAUGUCUGAUUAUUACCGUGUUGCCUUGCUGCCAAUGCAGAACUCUCUGUAGGUCAACUACCAGCUAGAAACCAACCCCGGAUCCCUUCCACGCCACCGGUCAUGGGUGAAGUGCUUCCAUGUGGAGUUGUCACUGUAAUGUUUUGUGUAUGUAGUACAGCACCUCGUGCUUAAGGUCAGAGGUCAAACAGCUGUGACGUUACCCCUACGCCACAUCUUUAUCAUCUGUAAAGAAAAGAAAAUAUGCCUGUUUAAGGACAACUUGGAUGUUUUGUUAAAUAUUUUGCCUUUUCUCAUGGUAUGCCAAUCAUUAGAGACACGAGCUCUGUCCAAUAGAAUUAUUUUUGGAAUAAUAUAUAUUUUUGAGAAAAGAGUGAAGGACUGCAUAGGUAAAGUACUGAAUCAGUAUGGACUCACAACUGUGUUUAAAAUAAUUAAUGUGAAAAUUGAGGAACCCCUUGGUUUCACAUUGAAGUUAAGAGUCUUUGUUUUGGUUUAAUAGUGCCACUAAUCUCUGUGUACUACAGUUCAACAGGAAGUUUGCCAGAAUGAGUCUGUAACAAAGCUUUGAUGUUUUCUACCAGAUGCUUUUAAACACGUCCCACAGAAAUGGUUUAGAAAUGAAUGAAUGUGCUACUUCAAACUGUUUCUGUCAUUCAUUAUGGCACAGCAGUACCAUUUCAUUGUGUUUUAUAUGCUUUUGUUUGUUUGUUGUUUUGCUUUGCUAUAUUUUGCUUUCUUUUAUUUGGGUUUUGUUUUUUGUUUUGAUUUGUUCAGUUUGAUUUUGUUUUAAUUUCCAUUUUAUUUUAAUAGUUUUUUUAUUUGUUCAUUUAUUUAUGUAUUUAUUUUUUACUUGAUUUUGUUUUUAAUUUUUCCUGUUUUAUUUAAUUUGUUUUUUGUUUAUUCAUUUUUGUUCUAUUUAAUAUUUUUUAUUUUAAUUGUUUUUUUAUUUUGUUUUGUUUUAUGUAUUCAUUUCUUAUUUUAUUUGUGUUUGAUUUUAAUUGAUUUAUUUAUUUGUUGUAUUUUAUUUGUUUUCUUUUAUUCAUUUAGUUUUAUGUAUGUUAUUUAUAGUUUUGUUUUGCUUGGAUUUGUUCUGUUUUUAUUAUUAUUAUUAUUAUUAUUUUAAUUUAUUAUUUUUGUUAUAUUUUAUUUGUUCUGUUUUAACUCUGUCCUGUUGUUUUCAUACCUUUUGGUGUUGAUUCAGCAGUGUGUGCAGUUCAGUCGCCGAUGUCACUUACUAUACCAUUAAAAGGAAUUGAAGUGGCAUUCAAAUGAUCUCUUUCAAAUGUAUUGAUUUUAUAGUAAGCUAUAUUUUGAUGAUACACAUUGAACUCGCCUUGGCCCACAUGCAACAUACCAUAUUUUCUUUCCUAAAGCAAUAUGAAUUAAUUCUCCUAAAAUGUUCUUCAUUCAGUCACUGCUUUGUUCAUUACUUCAGAUAAGAACAUGUAUUUUUGCAUAUGUGUGCAUAGUACUACUUUGCCAUUAUUAGCGAAUGUUUAUGGUAAUAUAUUAUUUGUCAUUACACUGCAUAGGCAGCCCUGUUAAUGUGGUUAAUGACUGCAUAUAAUGUGUAUUCCUCUGGAAAAAAAAAGCUCCUGUUUUAUCCAUAUGUUUAUAGAUGUAUUAUAAGGGAUGCCUUGAGUGCUUAAAUGUGACCCAGCCAUAUGAAUUGCAAAGAUUUCUAAGGCCUUAUUUUUAUACCAGGACUAUGCUUAAAAAAUCUAAAUCGCACAUAAGAGGUAUUAAUUAGACAAUGAUCUCAUUCCUAAGACGAUCCAUGUCCUUUAUAAAGUUUGUGACUUGUUGGCCCUGUGUUCUCAACAAUGAUAUAUGGAUGUGUAUUUUCAGGUUUGAUAUUUUGCAUUUCAGCUGUUACAGAAAUACAUUUUUCUUACCUGUU
Myxocyprinus asiaticus (Chinese sucker) is the source of this 5554-nucleotide messenger RNA. Its product is annotated as ataxin-7-like protein 1. Lineage: Eukaryota; Metazoa; Chordata; Actinopteri; Cypriniformes; Catostomidae. The transcript is spliced from 12 exons. Bases 339 to 2312 code for a protein of 657 amino acids. The record is from RefSeq and is a predicted model, not a curated record.